AUGGCCAGAGCUUUUCUUUACCCUAGAGCAGGGUGUGUCCCCAAAGUCCCCACCUCUACACCACGGCCUAUUGUCCUCCGAUCCUUUUGCCCUCCUUCCUUCAGGGAGCCCAACCAGAGGAAGCUAAAUUGCAUGUGUCUAGUGCGAGCAUUGGACACAUAUGUCCAUAGAGCUGCCCAGUGGAGAACAACUAUUUCUUACGAGUCUUCUUAUCUCCCCUCACCUUUGGGGGUCAAGGCUCACUCGACACGUGGUAUGGCGGCCUUCAAGGCCUUUAUGGGCAGUUCAGUAAACUUGAAAGAGAAUUUGGCAUUAAAAGGAAAGGCUGUGCAGUCGAGCACAUAUUACGCCUGGGGAGCUGCAAAGGCCAUUGACGGCAUCAAAAACACUCCAAGCUGCUCCCACACAGGAUACGAGCUCAACCCGUGGUGGAGGCUGGACCUGCUGGAUUAUUACAACAUUUACAAAGUGACCAUCACCAACAGAGAUGACGGCUGGCUGGAUGAAACGACUGGAGUAGAGAUCCGCAUCGGAAACUCUCUGGUAAACAACGGCAACAACAAUCCCAGGUGUGGUGUCACUUCACUUGUUCCAGCAGGCAGUACUGUCAGUUUCUCUUGCGGUGGAAUGGAAGGUCGUUAUGUGAACAUGUACAUUCCUAACAUCCAGAUGUAUCUCACGCUGUGUGAGGUGGAGGUUUAUGGAACAGCCAAGAAGCAGGUGAUCCGAGUGCAGGUGAAAGCUGCUGAGAAUGUGGAUGAAGCUGAACUGAAGACGCUCGUCUUAAACAAGUUAAAUCAGACGCUGAGCGAUAAGGACGUCAUGCUGACAUGGAGGAUGCAACCCAACGGGAAAGUCUUCCAGAAGAACAAGACUGUACCGAAACAAUCUCCUGUUUGUUCUUCUUUAAAGUGAAAUUUUAUUUAAUGCAAUU
Messenger RNA from Cyprinus carpio (common carp), 934 nucleotides. Its product is annotated as pentraxin fusion protein-like. NCBI's taxonomy places the organism in Eukaryota, Metazoa, Chordata, Actinopteri, Cypriniformes, Cyprinidae. Bases 1 to 915 code for a protein of 304 amino acids. The transcript has 7 exons. The record is from RefSeq and is a predicted model, not a curated record.